This is a messenger RNA of Penicillium diatomitis, 330 nucleotides long. RefSeq lists its product as uncharacterized. The coding region runs from base 1 to 330 and encodes 109 amino acids. Lineage: Eukaryota; Fungi; Ascomycota; Eurotiomycetes; Eurotiales; Aspergillaceae. The record is from RefSeq and is a predicted model, not a curated record. The transcript has a single exon.
AUGCCCGUGGUACUGUUGGUGGUCGAUGGCGGGGCCACGGGCAUCGUGGAGAACAGUGUUUGUCCUAAGCCGCAUUCGCAAUUCAUGCAUGAAGUGCCACCCCUCAAUGGCCUGUCCACCGGCAACGAGUCUUGGGGAGGUGAUAUUUCGAGAAAUGGCCAGUGUCCCACUUGCCCAAAAGUCCCACUGCGGUGUGGCGCUAGACUGGAACUCGCUGCAGUGCUGCACGACCGUCGGGUCCCAGCGGCCAGUUCUCAAUUGCCUGCCAGUAUUCAUCAGCACCCGAGUCUCGAUCGGGAGAGGCUGUCAGCUCAGUCUCACUACUACUAG